Zea mays is the source of this 1133-nucleotide messenger RNA. RefSeq lists its product as uncharacterized. NCBI's taxonomy places the organism in Eukaryota, Viridiplantae, Streptophyta, Magnoliopsida, Poales, Poaceae. The transcript has 5 exons. The coding region runs from base 613 to 960 and encodes 115 amino acids. The record is from RefSeq and is a predicted model, not a curated record.
UGGACGCACGGACGUGCCUGCUUUCUCGGGCGUGCUAGGCGCUAUCCAUCCUGAGCCGCCAUAACCACCGCCUGCUAGUGCAGCCAGCAAGCCGCUCGCCACGCGCGCGACGCCGUGUUUGGCCCCCACCGCCGUUCGGCCGCCUUCCCUGCCGCCGGUCCGCCGUACUCUUCUUCGCUAGACUGCUCCCCUUCUCCAUCGAUCACUUGCUCCACUACGCGCAAGACGCAACCGUGCCUACGGCCUGCUAGUGCCUAACUUCCUCCCCCUCUCUAUGCGUGCCACUCCAGGCGUCGAGCUCGCCUCUGCGGGACCGUAGCCCCCACCCCUCAUUGGCUCUCUGCGCGAGCGUGAUCGCGCCUCCGCAUCCCAUGUUCAGUGGAGCCCUAAAGGUAAUGCAAAUCCAUUCACAUUCCAUUUUGGGUUUCCACACAACCGAUCUAUAUAUUAGACAAAACACAAAAUCGAUUUAGUAUUCUUUAUUCCAAGUUCUGGCUACCGAUGCUGGAGGAUUUGGAAAGGCGCUGUUUGAUUAGAAGACGAGCAUCCUGACAAGUGGGUACCUAUAUCCUGUAUGGGCCAUUUUCUGGUAGCAGUUUGUUUCGCAUCUCCAUGUAUUUCUCAAUUUGGAGACUGGAGAGAGAACAACAGAGAGAAACUGAUGUUGAGGAGAACCAUAGAAGUAAUUGGUUAGGCUUGAGAUUAGGAAUUUGGCAAACAGGUUGUGUUUCUACGAAGAUCCAAAAUUCCUUGGACCAAAAGCUUCAGCUUCCAAUAGUCGUUAAGGGCCUUGUACUGCGAACUCUGGACAAAGUUUCAUGCUGCUACAAAGUGCUCUGCAUACCUGGUGAGUGUUUAAUCAAUCUCGGUGCUGAUUUGUUAGUUUUCUUUAAGAGGGAGUUGCCGAGCUUUCUCAACAAUAGCGAUCGUGGAAGGCGUCAACCAGAUUGUGGAUGUUGAAACUAUUCUAUCUACUUUUGGAUCUAAGUUAUAGGAUAUUUGAACAUUUUAAUGUUUGAUACCUGGAUGCUUUAUGCUUAUAUGUGGAUGCUAGAAAAAGUUGUGUACACAUGUUUUUGACAAAAUUGUACGCACGAUUUGGAUUGCAUUCAAUUGAAUGAUCAUUUUAUUAA